CUGAAACGUUAAUCAUUCCAAGAAUAUAUAUAUCAGAGCUACAAGGAUAUACUUAUUAUCAUUUAAGCAGAAAGAACAUGAUGGAAUUAUAUUUCAAGUUCAACAGAUGAUCCAAUAUAACAGACAUUUGUCAAAAAGUGAUUUUCACGUGGUAUAAAUUCUUCGACAUGAUCCAGUGCCGCUUACAAUGGUUCUUGUAUGUUGUCUCUCUAAUAGUACUUCUAGCCCAUAUCCAACUGACAGUAUUACAUACGAUUGGAAUACUAUUGUAGUAUUUAUAUUAAAGGUAUUCAUCGAAUUUCUAGAUACUGCUAACAUAGAUGAAGGCUGUGAGAGUGUAGGUGAAUGUCCGGCUGAUGCCAGGUGUGUCACCAGAGGAUGCGAUGGGAAAAUCUGUGUGUGCAACACUGGGUUUCUACCAUCAGAAGACAAGACUACAUGUGGACAAGCUGCUGAUCUUGGGGAACAAUGUAACCCAGAAGCAAACGUAUUUUGCUUACGACCGAAUUCACGAUGCCCACCAUUCAAUCCAUUUGUCCCUCAACGUGAAUGUGAAUGUGAAGACGAGUAUUUUGAAUCUAGUGGCAGAUGUAGAAAAGAUCCAACAUCAGAUGGCACAUCUUUCCCUCUGCUUGGCGAGGCUUGUGACAAUUCAAAGAAAAUAUGUUCAGGACUUUUCCAGGAUUGCGUAUCUAAUGUGUGUACAUGUAAGGAUGGGUACAGAGCUGCCACAGAAGAUGAUAUAUCACUAGAACCUUCCAACACAUUUGAAUGCCGCUUAGAUAUUGACCUAAUGAACAAUACCCAGGUUUCCUGCCCACCUAUAGUUAAAAUUUAUGAGGAAUGUGAUUCGGAGGAAAACUGUAUCCUAAAUGCAGCCUGCAAGGCCAGGGGAUGCGACGGAAAUAUUUGCAUCUGUAAUGUGGGAACAAUAUCAAACGUUAAUAAUGAUCAAUGUUUACAAGUUUCUACUAUUGGGGGAUCAUGCAAUGACACCAUUAUGUGUCCCGGGGGUAGGACUGUAUGUGUGAACAGUAUAUGCGAGUGUCAACAGGGCUACAUACAAGUGGACGACACACGUUGCAAAGAAGACAUCUCAAACUUUAAAGACUACACCUGGUCACUGUUGGGAGAAGAUUGUAAAGAAACUGGUGAUAACCAAAAAGUAUGUCAAGAGAAAGAACAAGAAUGUAAAGAUGGGACUUGUCAAUGCAAAGAUGGUUACAGACCAGCCACUGAUGAAGAGAAUUCUCUUUCCCCAUUCGUUAAUAUUGAAUGUGUUGAAAACGAUUAUGAUCCAAGUGUAUCAGCUAAUGGCGGUAGUUGCCCAAAGCCUGAAGUGUCAUCCACUAUGCAAUCUAUUCCAUCGAUUGAAAUGUCAUCAACAGCACACAUACCCCCAGAAACGUCAAUGAUAGAGCAAACAUCUAUUUUACCAAGAUUAACCAACUCAAUAUCGCAUCUGAUUCUCAAUCACUAUAUAUAA
Molecule: messenger RNA, 1486 nt
Organism: Owenia fusiformis
Lineage: Eukaryota; Metazoa; Annelida; Polychaeta; Sabellida; Oweniidae
Source: the annotation of a GenBank genome assembly